Gossypium arboreum is the source of this 1568-nucleotide messenger RNA. RefSeq names its product pentatricopeptide repeat-containing protein At5g40400. The coding region runs from base 1 to 1440 and encodes 479 amino acids. The record is from RefSeq and is a predicted model, not a curated record. NCBI's taxonomy places the organism in Eukaryota, Viridiplantae, Streptophyta, Magnoliopsida, Malvales, Malvaceae. The transcript has a single exon. Gene Ontology annotation, molecular function: protein binding.
AUGAACUUGUUAUGUGAAUUGAUUGAUUUUGUUAAAGACUGUUCAAAUUGUGAAGAUCUUUUUGAAAGUUUGGUGAGCUGUAGUAAAGAUUGUAACUUUGAUGCUGUUGUUUUUGAUAUGCUUAUUAAGGGUUAUGUGAGAAAGGGUAUGGUUAAAGAAGGGAUGAGAACCUUUACGAACAUUUUGGAAGUCGGCUAUUUGCCCUCUGUGAUCACUUGCAAUUGUCUUUUGAAUGGAUUGUUGAGGUUGAAUUUUAUUGAUCAGUGUUGGUUAGUGUAUGAAGAGAUGGGGAGAGUCGGGAUUCGACCAAAUUCGUACACUUUUAAUAUAUUGACUAAUGUUUUUUGCAAAGAUGGGAUUGUUGAUAAGGUUAAUGAGUUCUUGGAGAGGAUGGAAGAAGAAGGGUUUGAUCCUGAUUUGGUGACCUAUAAUACACUGAUUAGUAGCUAUUGUAGGAAAGAGAGACUCAAUGAUGCGUUCGAUUUGUAUCGGAUUAUGUAUCGGAGAGGUGUUGUGCCAGAUUUGGUUUCAUAUACCGCACUGAUGAACGGUCUUUGUAAAGAAGGGAGGGUGAGAGAGGCACAUCAGUUAUUCCAUAGAAUGGUUCAUCGAGGAUUGAAUCCAGACAUUGUGUCGUAUAAUACUCUUAUUUCUGGUUAUUGCAAGGAGGGGAGGAUGCAAGAGUCGAAGUAUUUGGUGCAUGAGAUGAUAGGAAAUGGGAUUUCCCCUGAUAGUUUUACUUGUCGAGUUCUCGUAGAAGGAUAUCGAAAACAGGGAAGGUUGGUUUCAGCUUUGAAUUUGGUUGUAGAGCUAAGGAGAUUUGGGGUUUCCAUAUCAUCCGGCAUAUAUGAUUUUUUGAUUGUUUCUUUAUGUCGUGAGGAUCGACCAUUCGCUGCAAAGAAUAUCCUUGGGAGAAUCUCUCAGGAUGGUUAUGUACCUAAACCAGAUAUCUAUAACGAAUUGAUCAAAACGUUCUGCAGAUGCAACAAUGUGGCCGAUGCAUUGCUCGUAAAAGCUGAGAUGGUUCGUAAGAGAAUAAAAGUCAAUCUUGUUGCAUACAGAGCUCUUAUAUGCUCAUCAUGUAGAAUAGGUAAAACUCACGAAGCAGAAUCCUUGAUGGCAAAAAUGCUUAAAUCUGAUAUCCUUCCCGAUCCACACAUAUGCAGGGUGCUUAUCCAGUGCUACUGCGACCAAAUGGAUAUUGAUAAAGCAGAGUCGAUGUUGAGCUUCUUUGCCAAGAAAUUCCGGAUUUUCGAUACCGAAAGCUACAAUGUUCUUGUGAGUACAUAUACAGAGAGUGGUGAUAUGGAGAAGUUAAUGGAGCUUCAAGAUAGAAUGAUGAAACUAGGGUUUGCACCUAAUAGCUUGACAUGCAAAUAUGUAAUCCAUGGUUUAUUGAAAGCCAAGAGAUUGUAUAAGCAGAAGUUGCUUGGUUCUUAGCUGCAAUAACCAGCCGGUUGCUUAUAAUUUCAAUGUACAAAUAUUUCAUUUCAUCCUCAAUCUUUCUAACUUUUAGAAAAGAGUUAUUGAAUAAUAAAUGAAAUUUAAAAAAAUCAUUAGUGAAUCAA